This is a messenger RNA of Botrytis sinoallii, 2834 nucleotides long. RefSeq lists its product as uncharacterized. The record is from RefSeq and is a predicted model, not a curated record. Gene Ontology annotation, cellular component: membrane. Lineage: Eukaryota; Fungi; Ascomycota; Leotiomycetes; Helotiales; Sclerotiniaceae. The transcript has 4 exons. Gene Ontology annotation, molecular function: sucrose:proton symporter activity. Bases 508 to 2352 code for a protein of 614 amino acids.
UUGACAAGGGACCUUGAAUCAUUACAUACUGUUCAUAUUUGAAUUUCGCAGCCUCGUUCUAGAAAAUACAAUUCGUUCAACUCAUCUCCGCAAUCUCCAAUCAUCCUAACAUGUCAAGCUGUGUUACAUCGUAUUGACCACGCACAUGUACAGAUCUCGAAUUUUCCGAUGCACCUCAUACCUAUUUGAUUUUGCGCACUGAUCCACCAGACCAUCCCAGCAGACGAAGCUGAUCCGCGUGCACAGCAGCCCACUCCAGCCUCGUGAUGCCCAGAACCCAUAGGAACCAACUCAUGUCUGAGACCCCUUGUUGUCAUUGCGCCUUGCGUCUCCAUUGACAACUUUGUUGAUUCAUACUAUAACAGACCGCAAACUCCAAACAAAUUCCAAAAGCAAACGACAACUGCAGUGAUUCCACGGACUUGCGGUCAACUCGAAAGUGGAUUUGAGAGUUGUUGAACAGAAUCCUCGACUUGGGUCUCGUACUCUUUUCUUACAACGAAGAAUAUGGCAGAAGGUGACACACGUAAUGUUCGAGGGGAGGAGAAUGAUGAAAUGCAGAGUGCCGACUCGAAGAAGGAUCAAGAUACUCGAAUGGAGGACCACAAACCUGCAAACGAACAGUCACCGCUUUUGUCUGCAUCUGAAUCGGAAGAAGAGGAAGAAGGUCUCAUUAACGGCAGCAACAUAUUAAAUCAUGACAAUGAUACUUUCUCAGAAACAAAGGGGAUAUGGUACAUGAUACUUUUGACCCUCAGCAUAGGCGGUUUACAAGUGGCUUGGGGAGUGGAGUUGUCCAAUGGAACACCAUAUCUUCUAUCACUCGGUCUGAGCAAGUCAUUAAUGGCUUUAGUAUGGAUCGCAGGACCAAUGUCAGGAGCUUUAGUCCAGCCAUAUAUUGGUAUACUAAGUGAUAGAUGUCGAUCACCAUGGGGUAAAAGACGACCCUUUAUGGCCAUAGGUACUGUCGCUACAGUCCUGUCUUUAGUUUUCUUAGCUUGGGUAAGAGAAAUAGUUGGUGGAUUUCUAGGGUUAUUCGGUGCGGACAAAGAAUCUCAAGGCGUCAAAGUUUCAAUCAUCGUUGUCGCUGUUCUCUUAGUUUAUAUUUUAGAUUUUGCUAUAGCUACAGUACAAGCUGCUAUCAGAGCUUAUAUUCUUGAUUGCGCCCCUAGUCACCAACAAGAAACUGCGAACUCAUUCGCUAGCCGUGUCAUAGGUAUUGGUAACAUUGUUGCUUACCUCGCUGGUUAUAUUGAUCUACCAAAGUAUCUAUGGUUUUUCGGAAAUACCCAAUUCAAGAUACUUUCUCUAAUGGCUUGCGUGGCUCUUUCUACCACUGUCACCAUAAGCAGUGUUACCAUCAAAGAACGUGAUCCAAGUAACGAGCCAAUUCCACCUGAAGCAAAAUCAGGACUUAUCCCGUUCUUCAAACAAGUUUUUACCUCCAUCAGGCGUUUACCUCCUUUGACUCGUCAAGUCUGUGAAGUGGAGUUCUUCGCUUGGAUUGGCUUUUUCCCUCAACUUUUUUAUUCGAGCUCCUAUGUCGGUGAUAUUUAUGUUCAGCCAUAUCUAAGAGAAAAUCCCGACAUGACUCCAGCAGAAAUCGAUAAGCUCUACGAGCAAGCUACUCGUGUUGGAACUUUCGCUCUUUUGAUGUACGCUAUUACAUCGUUGACUGUCAAUGUCGUCUUACCAUUCUUCAUUACUCCGUCCUACGAUGCACACUCAUCAGCCGCAUCAACAUACUCUCAUAAAAGUUACACAACACGUUUCUCACGAUUUAUGGAUAAUCUCGCCAUCCCUGGCCUGACCCUUCGUCGUGCAUGGCUCAUAAGCCAUCUUCUUUUUGCAGCAUGCAUGUUUUCAACUCUCAUUGUACGAUCUAUUACAGCAGCCACUAUUUUAAUAGCAUUAGUUGGUGUAUCAUGGGCUAUGACGUUAUGGGCACCAUUUGCUAUCAUCAGCGCUGAAGUUAGUAAACGUGAUGCUGUACGUAGAGCACGCCAGCAAUCGAUAGUUGGCGAGGAUGAUUUGGAUGAAGAUCAAGCUGGCAUCAUCCUCGGUAUUCACAACAUGUCCGUUGCAGCCCCUCAAAUUCUCGCUACACUGGGCAGCAGUAUCAUUUUCAAAUUCAUGCAAAAGCCACGUGGGACCCCAGGAGACAGAAGUUUUGCGGUUGUUAUGGCUGCGGGUGGUAUCAGUACUUUAUUCGCUGCAUAUCUUACUAGUAGGAUCAAAGAUGAGAUUGAAGUUCCCGGGGACGACAAUAGGAAUAGGGAAAGAGGAGAAAGUAGUAGAACAAGAAUUAGUAGGAGAAGUACGGAGACUCCGCUGAUCUUGGGUAGUGGAUAAACAGAUAAUGAGAAAUUUUGGAGUGGGUGCGAGAGAGAUUUUGUGUGUCAGAUUAAGCAAGUGGCUUACUAGCGGGUUCUAGGAGUCGAAAUGUUCUACUGGUUAGAAAUGAUACGGAUUUGGGGGACGAAACGUUUGGUAUUUAAAGCCAUGCUAUGAAAUGGAAACGAUUAAAAUGAAAACGAUGAAUGUGGUUGUUCUUUUUUGUGUACUCCAUAUACCAAGCAUUUGAGAUGUAUGUAUUUUAUACCUACUGUGUUUUGUUGCGUUGUAUUUCAUUGCAUUUAAUCGUCUAGCAAUAAAAUUGCAGCGCUUUUAAUCCUGGGAGUUUUGGAGAUGCGCUGUGCCGGAAAUCAACUUUAUUGGAUAUUUGCAUGUAUGUCUGUAUCUAUCUCCGAAAAGAAAAAACUUGUAGCUAGAUUUCCUGGAAUGAAAGUAAUUUCUAUAUUUAUGCUAUUGUCAUAUGACGGAGCUUGACCGUG